This is a messenger RNA of Homo sapiens (human), 4087 nucleotides long. RefSeq names its product XIAP associated factor 1 (gene XAF1). Gene Ontology annotation, biological process: apoptotic process. NCBI's taxonomy places the organism in Eukaryota, Metazoa, Chordata, Mammalia, Primates, Hominidae. Gene Ontology annotation, cellular component: mitochondrion; cytoplasm; nucleus. Gene Ontology annotation, molecular function: zinc ion binding. The transcript is spliced from 6 exons. The record is from RefSeq and is a predicted model, not a curated record. Bases 686 to 1609 code for a protein of 307 amino acids.
UAAAAGACAUGUAGUCUCUGCCAACUUCACCCUCCAUGAGGCUUACUGCCUGCGGUUCCUGGUCCUGUGUCCGGAGUGUGAGGAGCCUGUCCCCAAGGAAACCAUGGAGGAGCACUGCAAGCUUGAGCACCAGCAGGUGAGGAGGCGGCAGGGAGGAUGGGGUCUGAGAGUCAAGGUGAGUGUUCAGUCCUCCCUGCAGGUGAGAUGGGGUCUGAGAGUUGGGGGACGAGGGUCUAGUCCUCCCUGCAGGUGAGAUGGGGUCUGGGAGUCAAGGCAAGUGUUCAGUCCUCUCUGCAGGAGAGAUGGGGUCUGAGAGUCAAGGCGAGUGUUCAGUCCUCUCUGCAGGUGAGAUGGGGUCUGAGAGUCAAGGCAAGUGUUCAGUCCUCUCUGCAGGUGAGAUGGGGUCUGGGAGUCAAGGCGAGUGUUCAGUCCUCUCUGCAGGACAGAUGGGGUCUGAGAGUCAAGGCGAGUGUUCAGUCCUCUCUGCAGGUGAGAUGGGGUCUGGGAGUCAAGGCGAGUGUUCAGUCCUCCCUGCAGGUGAGAUGGGGUCUGGGAGGGGCAAGUGUUCCAUCUUCCCUGCAGGAGAGAUGGGGUCUGGGAGUCACAGAGUGGGUCCAGUCCUCCCUGCAGGAGAGAUGGGGUCUGAGAGUUGGGGGACGAGGGUCUAGUCCUCCCUGCAGGUGAGAUGGGGUCUGGGAGUCAAGGAGAGUGUUCAGUCCUCCCUGCAGGUGAGAUGGGGUCUGGGAGGGGCAAGUGUUCCAUCUUCCCUGCAGGAGAGAUGGGAUCUGGGAGUCACAGAGUGGGUCCAGUCCUCCCUGCAGGAGAGAUGGGGUCUGAGAGUUGGGGGACGAGGGUCCAGUCCUCCCUGCAGGUUGGGUGUACGAUGUGUCAGCAGAGCAUGCAGAAGUCCUCGCUGGAGUUUCAUAAGGCCAAUGAGUGCCAGGAGCGCCCUGUUGAGUGUAAGUUCUGCAAACUGGACAUGCAGCUCAGCAAGCUGGAGCUCCACGAGUCCUACUGUGGCAGCCGGACAGAGCUCUGCCAAGGCUGUGGCCAGUUCAUCAUGCACCGCAUGCUCGCCCAGCACAGAGAUGUCUGUCGCAGUGAACAGGCCCAGCUCGGGAAAGGGGAAAGAAUUUCAGCUCCUGAAAGGGAAAUCUACUGUCAUUAUUGCAACCAAAUGAUUCCAGAAAAUAAGUAUUUCCACCAUAUGGGUAAAUGUUGUCCAGACUCAGAGUUUAAGAAACACUUUCCUGUUGGAAAUCCAGAAAUUCUUCCUUCAUCUCUUCCAAGUCAAGCUGCUGAAAAUCAAACUUCCACGAUGGAGAAAGAUGUUCGUCCAAAGACAAGAAGUAUAAACAGAUUUCCUCUUCAUUCUGAAAGUUCAUCAAAGAAAGCACCAAGAAGCAAAAACAAAACCUUGGAUCCACUUUUGAUGUCAGAGCCCAAGCCCAGGACCAGCUCCCCUAGAGGAGAUAAAGCAGCCUAUGACAUUCUGAGGAGAUGUUCUCAGUGUGGCAUCCUGCUUCCCCUGCCGAUCCUAAAUCAACAUCAGGAGAAAUGCCGGUGGUUAGCUUCAUCAAAAGGAAAACAAGUGAGAAAUUUCAGCUAGAUUUGGAAAAGGAAAGGUACUACAAAUUCAAAAGAUUUCACUUUUAACACUGGCAUUCCUGCCUACUUGCUGUGGUGGUCUUGUGAAAGGUGAUGGGUUUUAUUCGUUGGGCUUUAAAAGAAAAGGUUUGGCAGAACUAAAAACAAAACUCACGUAUCAUCUCAAUAGAUACAGAAAAGGCUUUUGAUAAAAUUCAACUUGACUUCAUGUUAAAAACCCUCAACAAACCAGGCGUCGAAGGAACAUACCUCAAAAUAAUAAGAGCCAUCUAUGACAAAACCACAGCCAACAUCAUACUGAAUGAGCAAAAGCUGGAGCAUUACUCUUGAGAAGUAGAACAAGGCACUUCAGUCCUAUUCAACAUAGUACUGGAAGUCCUCGCCACAGCAAUCAGGCAAGAGAAAGAAAUAAAAGGCAACCAAAAAGAAAGGAAGUCGAAGUAUCUCUGUUUGCAGACGAUAUGAUUCUAUAUCUAGAAAACCCCAUGAUCUUGGCCCAAAAGCUCCUAGAUCUGAUAAACAACUUCAGCUAACUUUCAGGAGACAAAAUCAAUAUACAAAAUAUGGUAGCAUUUUUAUACACCAACGACAUCCAAGCUGAGAGCCAAAUCAAGAAUGCAAUCCUAUUCACAAUUGCCACAAAAAGAAUAAAAUACCUAGGAAUACAGCUAACCAGGGAGAUGAAAGAUCUCUACAACAAAAAUUACAAAACACUGCUGAAAGAAAUCAGAGAUGACACAAAUGGAAAAACAUUCCAUACUUAUGGAUAGGAAGAAUCAAUAUUGUUAAAAUGGCCAUACUACCCAAAGCAAUUUAUAGAUUCAAUGCUAUUCCUAUCAAACUACCAAUAACAUUCUUCACAGAAUCAGAAAAAAAAAGCAUUAAAAUUUAUUUGAAACCAAAAAAGAGCCCAAAAAGCCAAAGCAAUCCUAAGCAAAAAGAACAAAGCUGGAGGCAUCGCAUUACCCAACUUCAAACUAUACUACAGGGCUACAGUAACCAAAACUGCAUGAUACUGGUACAAAAGCAUGGUGCUGGUACAAAAGCAGACACAUAGAUCAAUGGAACAGAAUAGAGGGCCCAGAAAUAAAGCUACACACCUACAACCAUCUAAUCUUUGACAAAGUUGACAAAAAUACGCAAUGGGGAAAGAAUUCCCCAUUCAGUAAGUGGUACUGGGAUAACUAGCUAGCCAUAUGCAGAGGAUUGAAACUGAACCACUUCCUUACACCAUAUGCAAAAAUCAACUCAAGAUGGAUUAAAGACUUAAAUGUAAAACCCCAAACUAUAAAAACUCUGGAAGAUAACCUAGGCAAUACCAUUCUGGACAUAGGAACGGAAAAAGAUUUCAUGACAAAGAUCCCAAAAAUAAUUGUAACGAAAGCAAAAAUUGACAAAUGGGACAUGAUUAAACAGAAUUACCAUUUGACUCAGCAAUCCCAUUAUUGGUUAUAUACCCAAAGGAAUCUAAAUCAUUCUGUCAUAAAGACAUAUAUACACAAAUGUUCACGGCAGCACUAUACACAAUCGCAAAGUCAGGGAAUCAAACUAAAUGUCCAUCAGUGGUAGAAAGGAUAAAGAAAAUGUGGUGGCAGGGAGUGGUGGCUCAUGUCUGUAAUCCCAGCACUUUGGGAGGCUGAGGCGGGUGGUUCACCUGAGGUCAGGAGUUUGAGACCAGCCUGGCCAACAUGGAGAAACUCCGUCUCCGCUAAAAAUACGAAAAUUAGCCAGGCGUGGUGGCGAGCACCUGUCAUCCCAGCUACUUGGGAGGCCUAGGCGUGAGAAUCGCUUGAACCUGGAAGGUGGUGGUUGCAGUGAGCCGAGAUCCUGCCACUGCACUCCAGCCUGGGCAACCAAGCGAGACUCUGCCUUAAAAAAAAAAAAAAGAAAAUGUGGCACAUAUACACCAUGGAAUACUAUGCAGCCAUAAAAAAGAAUGGGAUCAUGUCCUGUGCAGCAACGUGGAUGGAGCUGGAAGCCAUUAUCCUAAAUGAACUCACUCAGAAACAGAAAACCAAAUACCACAUGUUCUCACUUAUAAGUAGAAGCUAAACAUUGAGUACACAUGGAUACAAAGAAGGGAACCGCAGACACUGGGGCCUACCUGAGGUCGGAGCAUGGAAGGAGGGUGAGGAUCAAAAAACUACCUAUCUGGUACUAUGCUUUUUAUCUGGAUGAUGAAAUAAUCUGUACAACAAACCCUGGUGACAUGCAAUUUACCUAUAUAGCAAGCCUACACAUGUGCCCCUGAACCUAAAAAAAAAGUUAAAAGAAAAACGUUUGGAUUAUUUUCCCUCUUUCGAACAAAGACAUUGGUUUGCCCAAGGACUACAAAUAAACCAACGGGAAAAAAGAAAGGUUCCAGUUUUGUCUGAAAAUUCUGAUUAAGCCUCUGGGCCCUACAGCCUGGAGAACCUGGAGAAUCCUACACCCACAGAACCCGGCUUUGUCCCCAAAGAAUAAAAACACCUCUCUAAAA